Molecule: messenger RNA, 7449 nt
Organism: Molossus molossus (Pallas's mastiff bat)
Lineage: Eukaryota; Metazoa; Chordata; Mammalia; Chiroptera; Molossidae
Gene: ZMIZ1
Product: zinc finger MIZ-type containing 1
Exons: 23
Coding region: 746-3964 (1072 amino acids)
Biological process (GO): regulation of transcription by RNA polymerase II; protein sumoylation
Molecular function (GO): SUMO ligase activity; zinc ion binding
Source: RefSeq, a predicted model, not a curated record
GAAACGGCUGCAAGUGUUGGUCAGAGGUCUGGUGAGAGCUUCAUAACAAGGGCAGAAUUCAGGCAGAGGUCGAAGAGUGGCUUUGGAAGUGGCUGCCGGCCGCGUGAGAUAAUCCCCAGGAGCCAGGCACGGUCCAGAGAGGACAACACUGUGGGGCUCUGGCCCUGCUAAAAAUACCCGACAGCUUCUCCCUGUCCCCCUGUCCCCCCGCUUGGGCUGCACAGCAAGGCCAGGGCUCGCCGCUUUUCUCACCAGGAAGAGAAAGACAACACAGAGCCCCCGAGCCCCAGAAGGAACAAAACAGAUAUAUUUAACAAAUUGUUAGGACUCCCCCUAGGAGGAGUUGGCUUGCUUGUUGGAGACUUGGCUGGGAGACGGCGGCUCUGGUAAUCAGGUGUCCCGGGAGUGCUUGCGUGGCCCAAGAGGCCCUCACAUUAGCCCAGCAGUGGGGGACAGCGAUGUGAGGCAGAGGACUGCUGUCUUUGUCCCUGGCCGUUCACACGUGUCCGUCUUUCUCCCUGUGUACCCAGGACGAGGAGGAGGCUGCCGCAUCAGACCAAUGCUGCGAGGGGUGUGAAAAGAGCCGUGUUUCGUCACUCAGCUGCCGCACCUAGAAAGGAUGGAGAUGGAGUGAGGUGGAGGCGCCGCGAGCUGCUGUCUGGCACGAGGGACGCUGGUGAUUCUUGGGUCACUGAGGCUGGACAGCGUUCAUGGCUCUCGGGUAGAGCCCAGCGACACGGCCAGAAUGAAUUCCAUGGACAGGCACAUCCAGCAGACCAAUGACCGGCUGCAGUGUAUCAAGCAGCACUUACAGAACCCUGCCAACUUCCACAAUGCCGCCACAGAGCUGCUGGACUGGUGUGGGGACCCAAGAGCCUUCCAGCGGCCCUUCGAGCAGAGCCUGAUGGGCUGUUUGACGGUGGUCAGCCGGGUGGCAGCCCAGCAAGGCUUCGACUUGGACCUCGGCUACAGACUGCUGGCUGUGUGUGCCGCAAACCGAGACAAGUUCACUCCGAAGUCUGCCGCCUUGCUGUCCUCCUGGUGCGAGGAGCUCGGCCGCCUGCUGCUGCUCCGACACCAGAAGAGCCGCCAGAGCGACCCUCCCGGGAAACUCCCCAUGCAGCCCCCCCUCAACUCCAUGAGCUCCAUGAAACCCACUCUGUCGCACAGUGAUGGGUCAUUUCCCUAUGACCCUGUCCCUUGGCAGCAGAACACCAACCAGCCUCCCGGCUCCCUCUCCGUGGUCACCACAGUUUGGGGAGUGACCAACACAUCCCAGAGCCAGGUCCUUGGGAACCCUAUGGCCAAUGCCAACAACCCCAUGAAUCCAGGCGGCAACCCCAUGGCGUCGGGCAUGACCACCAGCAACCCCGGCCUCAGCUCCCCCCAGUUCGCUGGGCAGCAGCAGCAGUUCUCAACCAAGGCUGGCCCCGCGCAGCCCUACCUCCAGCAGGGCAUGUACAGCCGGCCCAACUACCCUGGCAGCGGGGGCUUUGGGGCCAGUUACCCAGGGGGUCCUAAUGCCCCCGCAAGCAUGGGCAUCCCUCCGCACACCAGGCCACCUGCUGACUUCAGUCAGCCAGCAGCCGCUGCCGCAGCAGCUGCAGUAGCGGCGGCGGCAGCCACGGCCACGGCCACAGCCACGGCCACUGUGGCAGCCUUGCAGGAGACGCAGAAUAAGGAUAUAAACCAAUAUGGACCGGUCUGUUCCUCUUUCCAGAUGGGUCCCACCCAGGCGUAUAACAGCCAAUUCAUGAACCAGCCCGGGCCACGGGGGCCUGCCUCCAUGGGGGGCAGCAUGAACCCCGCAAGCAUGGCAGCUGGCAUGACACCCUCGGGGAUGAGCGGCCCUCCCAUGGGCAUGAACCAGCCCCGGCCACCUGGCAUCAGCCCCUUUGGCACACAUGGGCAGCGGAUGCCCCAGCAGACCUACCCGGGCCCCCGGCCCCAGUCCCUUCCCAUUCAGAGCAUAAAGAGGCCAUAUCCGGGAGAGCCCAACUAUGGAAACCAGCAGUACGGACCAAACAGCCAGUUCCCCACACAGCCAGGCCAGUACCCCACCCCCAACCCCCCGCGGCCACUGACUUCACCCAACUACCCCGGGCAAAGGAUGCCCAGCCAGCCAAGCACCGGGCAGUACCCGCCCCCCACAGUCAACAUGGGGCAGUAUUACAAGCCAGAGCAGUUUAACGGACAGAACAACACCUUCUCGGGAAGCAGCUACAGUAACUACAGCCAAGGGAACGUCAACAGGCCUCCCAGGCCAGUUCCUGUGGCAAACUACCCCCACUCACCUGUUCCAGGGAACCCCACACCCCCCAUGACCCCUGGGAGUAGCAUCCCGCCAUACCUGUCCCCCAGCCAAGAUGUUAAGCCUCCCUUCCCGCCUGACAUCAAGCCAAACAUGAGUGCUCUGCCCCCGCCCCCCGCCACCCACAAUGACGAGCUCCGGCUCACGUUCCCCGUGAGGGACGGCGUGGUGCUGGAGCCCUUUCGCCUGGAGCACAACCUGGCCGUCAGCAACCACGUCUUCCACCUGCGGCCCACGGUGCACCAGACGCUGAUGUGGAGGUCUGACCUGGAGCUGCAGUUCAAGUGCUAUCACCACGAGGACCGGCAGAUGAACACCAACUGGCCCGCCUCGGUGCAGGUCAGCGUGAACGCCACACCCCUUACCAUCGAGCGUGGUGACAACAAGACUUCCCACAAGCCCCUGCACCUCAAGCACGUGUGCCAGCCGGGCCGCAACACCAUUCAGAUCACCGUCACAGCCUGCUGCUGCUCCCACCUCUUCGUGCUGCAGCUGGUCCACCGGCCCUCCGUGCGCUCCGUGCUGCAAGGCCUCCUCAAGAAGCGCCUCCUGCCGGCUGAGCACUGCAUCACCAAGAUCAAGCGGAAUUUCAGCAGCGUGGCAGCCUCGUCAGGCAACACCACCCUCAAUGGGGAGGACGGUGUGGAGCAGACGGCCAUCAAAGUGUCUCUGAAGUGCCCCAUCACGUUCCGGCGCAUCCAGCUGCCUGCUCGAGGUCACGACUGCAAGCACGUGCAGUGCUUUGACCUGGAAUCAUACCUGCAGCUGAAUUGCGAGAGAGGGACCUGGAGGUGUCCUGUGUGCAAUAAAACUGCUCUGCUGGAAGGCCUGGAAGUGGACCAGUACAUGUGGGGCAUCCUGAAUGCCGUCCAACACUCCGAGUUUGAAGAGGUCACCAUUGACCCCACGUGCAGCUGGCGGCCAGUGCCCAUCAAGUCAGACCUGCACAUUAAGGAUGACCCCGAUGGCAUCCCCUCCAAGCGGUUCAAGACCAUGAGUCCCAGCCAGAUGAUCAUGCCCAACGUCAUGGAGAUGAUUGCAGCCCUGGGCCCUGGCCCGUCCCCCUACCCACUUCCGCCUCCACCCGGGGCCAACAACUCCAACGACUACAGCAGCCAAGGCAACAACUACCAGGGCCAUGGCAACUUUGACUUUCCCCACGGGAACCCCGGAGGGACGUCCAUGAACGACUUCAUGCAUGGGCCCCCCCAGCUCUCCCACCCUCCAGACAUGCCCAGCAACAUGGCCGCCCUGGAGAAGCCCCUCAGCCACCCCAUGCAGGAAACUAUACCACACGCUGGCAGUUCUGACCCGCCCCACCCCUCCAUGCAGCAAGGUCUGCACGUCCCACACCCCAGCAGCCAGUCAGGGCCUCCAUUACAUCACAGUGGGGCUCCUCCUCCUCCUUCCCAGCCUCCCCGGCAACCGCCACAGGCCGCUCCCAGCAACCAUCCACACAGCGACCUGACCUUUAACCCCUCCUCAGCCUUAGAGGGUCAGGCCGGAGCGCAGGGAGCAUCCGACAUGCCGGAGCCUUCGCUGGAUCUCCUUCCAGAACUCACAAAUCCUGACGAGCUCCUCUCGUACCUGGACCCUCCUGACCUGCCGAGCAAUAGUAACGACGAUCUCCUGUCUCUCUUUGAGAACAACUGAAGCCCACCUCCGCUGGGCCAUCUCUCCCCACUCCGCUGUCCCUGUCUGUCCCGCACACUUUCCCGCCAGGAGCCCGUGUCCUCAGACCACCCUGCUUCGCCUUCUCAGCGGAGGGGCAGAGGGUGCACUGUGAAGGCUGUGGGUCUGGAGUGGGCGCCCAGAGCAGGCCCAAGGAGGACCCUCGCCGGGAGCAGAGGAGAGGGCACUCGCUGACGGCGGCUUCUGGGUCCCUCUGUGUGCUGACUCCCCACCACCUCCAGUGCUCCCCACCACCACCCAGGUUCUUCCGGUUUCUGAACUGUAAUCCUGCCUCCCUGCUUCCUGGCCCAGAGCCUCCUUCAUGUGACUGAGCCCAAAAGAAGCCACCCCACCCGCACCCCCAGAAACAGGCAGCCGAGCCUCGGAGGAGCUGGGACUGUUGGCUGCAGUGAGCACAGCCCGCCCACCACCACCCACCACAGAAAAGCACAAACCUCUGGGAAAGAGAACCCUCUUGGGGGCCAAGGUUGCCACUUUGACCCUGACCUCCAAGCCAAGACACCCUGUAAACACUCUCCCAGAAAGCAGACAAGAAGGACGAGAUUUCGUGUUGGAGAGAGGGUGUGCCAUUCCUGCUUGGAGACCGGUGGGGACGGCCACGCCUCCUCCGCGCCCGGACAGCACAGCAGGUGGACUCACUCCGACCCGGGUCCAGCCUGGGCAGAGAGCGAGUGCCCAGCAGAAAGUGUUGUGCCGUCAGUUAAGGGGCAAGGGAUGCCCACCAGAUGGUCAGUAGGAACGGCAACUUAAAACUUUGCUCCAAGGUACUCCCUGUUUUUAAACAGUUUAAAGCUACGAAGUCAUCUGGAGACAAGGAACAUUGGACUUGGUCAGCAAGCAAACCACUUCUCUCCACCGUUCUGUUUCCUUCUGUUCCCCCACCGCUCCCAGACUGUGAUGUGGACGCCCUUUCCCUCUGUACCGGUUCCCCUGUGUCCCGCCCAGGCGGCAAGGUGGGGUGGUGGGAGGGCGUGGGAGAUGCGGACUCGGGGCCUGCAGGCUAGCAGCAGGAACCCCGCAUCAGUGUCCCCAGGCUCCAUUCUCUGUCUGCCCCCUGCUCAAGGCUGCCCAUGUGCUGGGAUGCACCAUGAGCAUCAAGGGGUGUUUCUGUGGCUGCCUCAGACACCUCGCUUGGCUGCCAGCCUCUCCCCUCUGUGUCCCUCUGCCAUCGAAAGCUCAUCCACACUCCUCCUUCAAACAGAAGCGGCCUCUGGUUUUCCUUCCACCACUUUGCUCCAUUCAGCUACUGCUGUGUGCAUCUCCUGGGCAGCUGGUGUGUCCGUUCCCUCCCAGGCUCCUCUGUGCUUGCCUAAGCCGCGUGGCCUGGGAUGCUGGAGGGCUGUCGGGUCUCUGGUACCACAUCUGUAACUCCGUUUGCCCCUCCCUGCUGCUGUCCUGGCCACCGUCUGUGUGCUCAGCCUCCGUCUCCCUGGUGGCAGGUGGUCCCGGCACUCCUCCGGGUUGGACCGGAGAGGUGGCCCUGCCGGUUGACUUCCGGCCGCUGUAGCAGACGGCCAGCACGGGGUGUGAAGGGAGAGCUGCCGUUGUCCGUCCCCUCACCUUUUUUCCUUUGUCCUGUUGUUGAGGUUUUUUCAAACAGUGUGGUGUUCAGUAUGCAAAUCAAUUAUUUUAAGAAUUGCUUUUGUAAAUAUCUUUGUGAAUAUUUUAGUAUUGUCUUUGAUAAUAUUCAACAUUUUCAUGACCUGGUUAUAGCCUUUGCUGGUGUUUUUAAAAUACUUUGACUCAAUGACAAAGACCGAGUCCUUUUUUAAAAAAAAAAACACACAAAAACAAAAAAGCAACCAGGGCUGUCUGUACGACGGAGGGACGAAGAGCAUGGUGGCUGUGCGUGAGUCCGACGACCGGGCUGUCCACUGUUUAGAGCCACCCCAGUCUGGCGGGACAAGACGGCACCUGCGGCCUUGCCCAGUGGCCCAUAGCCCCUGCCCCAGACAAACGUACAAAUGCCUUUCUUCGAAGUUCCUCCUUUCUGCCGUGCUUUUUCCCAGAAAGGCCUGGGGUUCGUUCUGGUUCUUAUUGGGGUGUCCCUCUUCUGCUCACUGACCUGUCCCGCAGCUUCCUAGUGCAGAAGGCCGAUGUGCUCCCGCACCCAGGCUCCAGGCACCCCUCGGCCAUCUCUGAGGGAGCCCCAGUCUCCGCCCUGAGGCCGCCCCGCUGCCCUUUCAAGUGAGCCUCCACCAGCAAGUUCGGCAAAGAGCAUUCCUGAGCCACGGUGCCUGCAGCCUGCCCUCGGGGAUGUGCUCCCCAGACAGUGGUGCUGGAGCCCGGCCAGGGAGUGGGCGGCAUGGGCACUGGGGCUAGAAAAGCCCUAGCUGGUGACAGAUUCGGGUGAUGACAGCCUCCCCGAGCAGGAGCAGUUCUGAACUCAGGAGAUGCUUCCCUGAUCCUUUUUGGACGACUACUUGGAGCCAUAAGUAACCUCAGCAAAAACGAGGCCUCGGCAAGCCACCUCGCCAUGACAGGCUUUGUAGCACCUUUCUGCCGCCACUCCACGAGAUGGACAGGGCGCUGGCGGGCAGGCCGGGAGGCCCAGGGACAGGCACCCACCCCAUCUUCUUGGUUUGAAGCUUUACCCAUGUAUCAUGUUCCCUGUAACCAUUUUAUUUUUUAAGAAACUUCUAAUACUUUCUCCCUAAUGGAAGCCCUAACCCCACCCCACCCCCAGAGAGCUACACGUCUGCUCCCUCGGCCUGACCCAUCCAGAGGGUGGUGUCAGCAGCAGCCACUCAAGGGACGUGUGUACAUAUGUAAAUGAGAAAUAGAGACAUGUUAACAGAUGCAUUCAUUUCCCUUGGAAUGUGUAUUGUUUUUAUUUUACGAAACAAAAGGCUUGGAACUCCAUCUUAAUGUGGAAAAACUAGAUCCUGUUGUUAGCAUUUGUGAGGUCUCUGCACCUGUCUCACUAUGUAAUAUACUCUGCCCCUGUGUGGAAAGGAAUUUUUGUUCUGUUUUGUUUUUAUUUUACCUACAUGUACUAUUUAGCUUCAGUGUACUAGUCCUGCCACCUGUGUAUUUUUAGGGUGCUAUGGAAAUAAAAGAAAUGGGGAUUUCGGAAAAAAAUUGUAACCAAAUUCAUACUUUGUAUAAUUUUUGAUAUCAUGAUCACAGGUGAUUCACAUGUACACACACAAACACACCCACAGUGCAGCCCGAAGUAUCUCACAGAAAUCUCAUCGUCUUUGUGCAUCUCUGUACAAUGCGAGCAUUUCAUACUUUAAACUGGUCAGAAAGUAAUUGUGAUUUCUAGUCUUGCAAAGCUGUAUGUAGUUAGAUGAUGUGACAACCUCUAAUAUUUAUCUAAUAAAUAUGUAUUCAGAUGAAACCUGUAUAUUAGGUGUUCAUGUGGUUAUUUUGUAUUUAAAGAUCAAAUUAUUUGACUAUUGCUAGACAUUUCUAUACUCUGUUGUAACACUGAGGUAUCUCAU